UAUACACAACCACUAAAAUGCUCAACCUUCGAAGAACCCUUACCAAAACACUUCCUUUCCUCCGCUUGACCUCCCUUCCCCAAAACCUCUUCCUCCCCUUUUCAACCCCCUUCUGUACAAAGCCUCAAGUCCCCAGACCAGAACCUCUCGACCAAAAAUACAAUAGAAGAGAAGUAGAAGACCUUCUUAAGAGAAAGUUCUUCCUGGCCCAGUCAUUCGAGAUUUAUGGAGGAGUAGCUGGGUUGUAUGACUUUGGACCUUUAGGGGCUGGGUUGAAGAAUGAAGUUGAACAGAUGUGGAGAAGGCAUUUUGUGUUAGAGGAAGAUAUGUUGGAGGUGUCUUGUUCGACCCUGACGCCCGAGGAGGUGUUAAGGACUUCAGGACAUGUAGAGAAGUUUGAGGAUUUUAUGGUCAAGGAUGUGGUGAGUGGGCAGUGUUAUAGAGCAGAUAAGAUUCUUGAGGACCAUAUUGAUAAAGUUCUUCAGAAGAGAGGUACGAAAAUGGAAGAAGAGGAAGUUGAAAGGCUUCAAAAGAUCAGAGCUCAAGCUGAUAGUUUUGAUCGAAAUGAGAUUGCAGAAAUAUUGAAAGAGCUCAAGGUAAAAGCUCCAGAUACUGGAAACCCAAUUAGUGAUCCAGUACCUUUUAACUUAAUGUUCUCAACUCAGAUUGGUCCAUCAGGUUCAUCAAAAGGUUAUUUCAGGCCAGAAACAGCACAGAGUAUUUUUGUAAAUUUCAAGAGACUUCUUGAAUUCAACAAUGGUAGACUUCCAUUUGCUUCAGCACAGAUUGGCCUUGGAUUUAGAAACGAAAUUUCUCCAAGAGCUGGUCUUCUUCGUGUCAGAGAAUUCACUAUGGCUGAGAUUGAGCAUUUCUGUGAUCCUUUGAACAAGAACCAUCACAAAUUUUCCUUAGUCAAAGAUAAAACACUUCCCUUGCUCUCAAAGGAAAGACAAUUAAUCUUGGAAGAUCCAACCACUGAUUUGACAGUGGGUGAGGCAGUUGAGCAAGGAAUCAUCAAUAACCAGACUCUUGCCUACUUCAUGACAAGAACCUUCUUGUUCUUUGAGAAAUGUGGCAUUCCAAGAUCAGCAAUCAGAUUCAGACAGCAUCUAGAUACUGAAAUGGCUCAUUAUGCUUCUGAUUGUUGGGAUGCUGAGAUAGAGACCUCGUACGGAUGGAUUGAGAUUGUUGGUCAUGCCGAUAGAUCAUGCUACGACCUUGAAUCUCAUUCUAAACAUACUAAUACUGAGUUAUUAGGAUCUAGAUUAUUGGAAAGCCCAAUUGAAGUUUCUACCACAUACAUUCUCCCAGACAAAAGAAAGCUAGGUAGAGCAUUGAAAAGUGAUUGAAAAUUAUUAUGAGAUUACCUUGAUAGCUUAAGUGAAGAGCAAAAACAGAUUAUUCACAAGCAAUAUGAUCAAGCUGAGAAUGAGUUUGAAAUAGAUAUUGGCAGUAAGAAAAUUACAGUCUCGAAGGAUACUAUUGAAAUUAAAAUUGAUAAGAAAAUGUCAAUGGAGGAAAAAUUUGCUCCUCAUGUUAUUGAACCUUCAUUUGGAAUUGGAAGGCUUUGUCACUGAAUAUUUGAGCAUUGAUAUCAUAAAAGAGAACAAGAUGAAGCAAGGAAAUAUUUCAAGUUCCCCAUCACAAUAGCUCCAAUUAAGGUAUCAAUACUACCUUUGAUUUCUAAUUGAGAAGAGCAUAAUACUUUUGUUUUGAAGCUUAAAUCAGAUCUCAACUCACUUGGAAUUUCUUCAAAAAUUGACGAAAGUUCUCAAACUAUCGGACGAAGAUAUUCUCGUGCUGACGAAUGUGGGAUUCCAUUUGCAAUUACUAUUGAUAAUGAAACUGUUAUCGAGUCUGUAGUUACCUUAAGAGAAAUUCAAUCUACAAGCCAAGUUUCUAUUCCUAUUUCGAAAGUAGUCGAUACAGUGAAAGAUCUAUGAGAAGGAAGACUAAGCUGGGAAAAUAUUAUUGAUACUUAUCCAUCAUUCAGAAAUGAUUAA
This is a messenger RNA of Moneuplotes crassus, 2003 nucleotides long. The record is from the annotation of a GenBank genome assembly. NCBI's taxonomy places the organism in Eukaryota, Ciliophora, Spirotrichea, Euplotida, Euplotidae.